Molecule: messenger RNA, 1125 nt
Organism: Nematolebias whitei (Rio pearlfish)
Lineage: Eukaryota; Metazoa; Chordata; Actinopteri; Cyprinodontiformes; Rivulidae
Gene: slc66a3
Product: solute carrier family 66 member 3
Exons: 7
Coding region: 145-768 (207 amino acids)
Source: RefSeq, a predicted model, not a curated record
GUCUAAAACCGACUUACUUGAUAAAAGUGGCGUCGAAACAGCAUCUGGAGCUAGUAUUUCUUUUUUAAAAAAGGUUCAUUAAAUGUAGAAAACAAACUACUUGUGCCUAACUGGUAGAUUUUUUUAAGUUAACAUUUCUAAACAAUGGAGCCCCACAUGUUACUGCACGUCGCUAACUUCAGCACGCUGUUUGCGUGCAUGGUGCUAAAGUUCCCGCAGAUCUUCGUCCUGAUGAGAGCCAAACGGACCACGGGAGUCAGCCUCAACAGCCUCGUCCUGGAGCUGAUUGGGUUCAUUGUUUUCGUAACGUACCAGAUGUACUAUGACUACCCACCUCCAACAUACCUGGAAUAUCCCAUCCUCAUCGCUCAAGAUGUCAUCCUCCUGCUCCUGAUUCUUCACUACGAUGGCAGCCUGCGGCAGAGCCUCAUCUACGCCGUGCUGUUGUUUGGAGGCUGGAGGCUCCUCACUGUGGAGAGGUGGAUCAUUGAUCUGGCUAUGAGCCUGUGCACGUUCAUCAGUGCUGCCAGUAAGUUUGCACAGCUGCAGUGCCUCUGGAGCUCUAAGGACGCCGGACAGGUGAGCGCCCUCUCCUGGGCCAUAGCCACCUACACCUGUAUGGCGAGGAUCUACACCACCACGGUGACAACUGGAGACAUGCAGGUUCUGGUGCGGUUCGUUGCCAUGACUCUGCUGAACCUGUGGGUGCUGCUCACUGUGAUCUACUACCAGCGACGGAGCAGCAGAAGCUCCAAGAAAGACGAUUAAUCCGAAGUCUUGGGUCACCACACCUGAUAAAGUUCAGGUCUCGGAUCGUACUGGGUCACUUUAGCCACAGGAAAUCUUGAACGAUCAAACGGGCCAACGGUUAACAAUAAUUAAUAUCAGUUUUGGUUUGUGUUGAAUCCAAACGUUUUAACAUUCCAGUUUUUUGUAAUCUGACCAAAUAUUUGUUAGUAUUUUCCAUAAAUGAGCCAAGAGAAUCCAAGCUCUUCCAACUCAGGAUGACAAAAACUGUAUUUUUAUUGGGUUUUAUACGGUUUGUAUGGAAUUCUCUUAAACCUCUUGAAUAAACCAAACAUUUUAACGUUUUACAGCAUGAUUUGUCAUACAUGAAACCGUCAA